CAUGCUUUCAGGUAGAAUCGAACACUCGCACGGUCGCUCGGCUGCCGGAUGAUGUGCUCCUCCCCAACUCAGCCGGGGAUGCCAGGCACAUGACGGGGCUGCCAUGGAGCAACGCCAACGUGGGCCAAUGAUGCUCUCGCCUCAAAACGCCCGGACACGGCCUAUAGGCAUGGCAAGCCUGGGCCGUACUAUCUCGCGUCCGGGCGAGCUGUCACCUGAUGCCCGAGCGAGACCAGGUGCACACGCAUCUCCUGGGCCGCACUCGCUCCCCUCGUCCAUGCGGAAAGAAAGGACCCCCACAUCGGAGGGCAAGAAAGGUGCCUCUUCCAUGGGGGAGAUCGACGACAGCCUCACGGAAUUGCUCGCCAGCUUGCAUGACCGACCUGGAAGCUUCGGCCGCAACAGUGGCUCUGAUGCACCCGUGGCAGUGCUUCAGGCCGCGUUGCUCCCGAGCUCGGAGCCCCCCUCCAGAGGAGCACCAGGCACCGACCGAGGUGGCGGAGGCCCUCAUGUUCGUGCUCCCCGAGAGUCCUACCGACCACCACGCUUGCCAGGUUGUGUGAGCCCUCAGGGUGACUCUGGUCUGCCACGAGGAUCACCACUGGGCAAGUCGGAUGCUGCAGCGUUCUCGAGUCCCGCCAGUUCUCCCACGGAGCGAAAGUCACCGGGUCCUCGUUUCCUCGCUUCCAAGAAGGGGCCGCCCUCAGCUUGGGGCCAAGUGCCAAAGGGCAAGACUGCCUUCAUCAGCUUGGCCUCGGACGACAACAGCGCCUUUCGGCCAUACAUGGAAGAUGGCCAACAGGUCGUGCAACCAUUGCUGCGAACGGGCCGCGACAAAGAGGAGCUUUGGGACUUCUUCGCCGUCUACGAUGGCCAUGGCGGUCGCUCUGAGGUGGACUACGUAGAGGCUCAACUGCACACCACCCUGACUCUGGAGUUGCGCUCCCGCAAACCUCAGGAGGCUUUGGUGCAGACGUUUAAAAAGGUGGAUUCCCAGCUGGCCAUGAUGGGCGCGUGGAAUAGUGGCUGCACUGCCACGGUCGUCCUGGUGCACCAGUCGGCUCAGGGCCUCCGAACGGUGCAUGUGGCGAACGUGGGCGACUCGCGGGCCGUGCUGGUGGCGCCCACCGGCGACGCGCGACGGGUCUCUACGGACCACCGUGCCAACGACCCGGAGGAGGCGGCCCGUGUGGUGAACGAUGGCGGCUUCGUCCGCUUCGGCCGAGUGGCGGGCCAACUGUCGGUCUCGCGCUCGCUGGGGGACCAUCAUUUGAAGGAAUGUGGCGUGAGCGGUGUGCCGGAUGUUUGCAGCUUUACUGCCGAGGAAGGGCAUGCCUUGAUUGUGGCCAGUGAUGGUCUAUGGGACGCUUUCAGUGAUGACGAUGCAGGGGAGGCCCUCCUGAGCCACGUGCGCGAUGCCCAAAGGAGUGGCGGCGCCGUGGCGGACAUGUUGCGCGAGAAGAGCGCCAAGCUUUUGGUCCAGAGCGCCAAGGAGCGUGGAUCCAGAGACAACAUCCUGGUGAUGGUGGUGUUCUUUUAGCUCCCGAAGGCUGUGGCUGCUCCCGCCCAAUCGAAGGUCCCCCCAGGCCACCAACGGUUGCGACAGUGCAGCGCCGUCCUUGGCAGUGGUCUUUGCCAAUGCUGGCUGGUGCAACUGGUGCAUCGUCACAAAACACUUGACG
Molecule: messenger RNA, 1682 nt
Organism: Durusdinium trenchii
Lineage: Eukaryota; Dinophyceae; Suessiales; Symbiodiniaceae
Source: the annotation of a GenBank genome assembly